AUGGAGCCAAUAAAAAUAUGCGCGCCAAUCACAAUCGGUUAUUCAGCUGGUGCAUUUUUGAAGAGCACUUUCAGUGUUCAAUUGUCAAAUGGCAUGUCGUCAACCAAGUCGACCCAAGAUGAUCCGCCAACGAAGUCAAGUUUAGAGGAGAACCCGUCCGGGGAAGAGGCAGCGGCCACCUCGGCCAUGUUCGUGUUUACGGCGGACAAGGCGGGUAUGAAGGGCGUGGAUAAGCAGCAUGUGCAGGAGGUAGUGCACAAGAUGUCCAAGGACUCUUCCUUCUACCAGAAAUCUCUGCGUGAUAACGCCAAAGUAGAGCAACGCGUAGCAGCCAUGCGCGAGAAACUCGGAUGCUUAACAAACGGACAGCUACAGCGUCUGCAGCAGGAGGCUGACACCCGAGUGGCGCAGAUGGAGGCGACACGAGACCUCUCGCGCACUAUUGUCGUCGUGGAUAUGGACAUGUUCUACGCUGCUGUCGAGAUGCGGGACGAUCCAAAGCUGCGUGACGUGCCACUUGCAGUCGGUGGCCUUGGUAUGAUCAGCACAACCAACUACGCAGCUAGACAGUAUGGCGUACGUGCUGCUAUGCCAGGUUUUAUUGGCAAGGAAUUGUGUCCAGACCUCCAUUUUGUGCCAGUGAACAUGAAAAAAUACGCCGGUGUGGCUGCUCAGAUCCGUGCUGUGUUUGCAGAGUAUGACCCGGACUUUGAGGCCUUCAGUCUGGACGAAGCAUGUCUUGAUAUCACGGACUAUAUAGCGACGAACUGGCAAAAGUAUAUUUCAGACGCAGAGAAUGAAAGCAAGAGUAAGGAGAGCGACGAGGAAGAAUGGGCCUCGACGGCUACAGCUCGAGCAGCAAUUGCGGCCGCUGUGGUUCGAGAGCUGCGUAAUAAGAUUUUUGACUGUACACAGCUAACUGCAAGUGCUGGAAUUGCAGUGAACGCUAUGCUCGCCAAGAUCUGCUCGGACAUGAACAAACCGAAUGGGCAGUAUGUAUUGCCGUUCACACGCGAGCGCGUGAUGACUUUUAUUCGAGAGCUACCUGUGCGCAAGAUCGGUGGAAUCGGUAAAGUCAUGGAAAAGACUUUAAACGAAGCGCUCAAUGUACAUACUGGAGGGGAUCUAUUGGCUCAACGGGGAAAGGUUUUUCACUUGUUUUCGGAGAAGACCGCAGUUUGGUUACUCCAGACUUCGCUGGGGGUACGAGAACGUCAAGAAAAGCAAGAGCGGAAGAGUUUCAGCAGAGAGCGCACGUUUGGGAAGUUGAGUGAUCCGAAGCAACUUGAAGCCAAGUGUUUGGAGAUAUGCAAGAUGCUGGCGAAAGACCUCGAGAAGGCGAAUAAGGCUGCCAAGAACGUGACGUUUGUAUACAAGGACAUUGAUUUUGCUCGCUGUUCAAGGUCACUGUCGCUUGCAUCUGCAAUCUUCACAGCAGAUGAUCUCUACUCGAACGCUGUAGAGCUGCUACGACGUGAAUUGCCACUCACGUUGCGUCUUAUGGGCGUCCGUGCGGCGUCAUUGGUCUCUCGUCCUAAAAGUUUGACCUCGUCGGACAAUUCCUCUCAACCAGACAUUGCUCCAGUAAGCAACAAGCGGCAAAUAGCCAUCAAAAAAUUUGCCGAGCGUAUGACCGACCCUGUUGCUGCAUUAGGAUCAGACACAUCACUGGGAAGUCUUGACGAAAACAGCGAACGAAAGAUAAUUAAGCACAAAGGCGCAAUUGCAAGAUUUCUGGAACACAACGAUAUGGAAACAUCGUCUCAGCAAAAGAAGCCAAAGAAAAAUGAUAUUUCCCUUAGUCGCGCUCCUGGUGUGAAGUCGACGAGUCUUCCCAAGAUUGACAACAAGCCAUGUCCAAUUUGCGGGAAGCUGUUGAAUGCACGGAACAACAUGGAGGUGAACGCUCACAUGGACGCGUGCAUUGAUAGAAAGCCGUCUUCAUCAUCGUCACCAUUGCGGCAUGCAACACGGAACAGUCAUCAGAAGAUCGCUAUUCCCCGAGCAUUCGCAAGUGUCCGAAAUACCAUGACGAGAUCUGAUGCAGACUCAAAGCCGUGUCCUAUCUGUGGUAAGCUGCUGAAUGCCCGCAACAACAUGGAGGUGAACGCGCACAUGGAUGCUUGUGUAACCAGAGAUCGAUCACCAUCGAAGAAAACGAUAGGCAAGAAGAGAGACGCGCAAGACAUGUCUAGAAUCGAUAUCUUUUUCCAAAAAAAAACACAAUAA
This is a messenger RNA of Phytophthora nicotianae INRA-310, 2229 nucleotides long. RefSeq lists its product as hypothetical. Gene Ontology annotation, cellular component: nucleus. The transcript has 2 exons. Gene Ontology annotation, molecular function: damaged DNA binding; DNA-directed DNA polymerase activity. Gene Ontology annotation, biological process: error-prone translesion synthesis. Bases 1 to 2229 code for a protein of 742 amino acids. The record is from RefSeq and is a predicted model, not a curated record. Lineage: Eukaryota; Oomycota; Peronosporomycetes; Peronosporales; Peronosporaceae.